Messenger RNA from Peromyscus eremicus (cactus mouse), 2445 nucleotides. It is a transcript of the gene Foxk2, whose product is annotated as forkhead box K2. The record is from RefSeq and is a predicted model, not a curated record. Gene Ontology annotation, biological process: regulation of transcription by RNA polymerase II. Lineage: Eukaryota; Metazoa; Chordata; Mammalia; Rodentia; Cricetidae. The transcript has 9 exons. Gene Ontology annotation, molecular function: DNA-binding transcription factor activity, RNA polymerase II-specific; RNA polymerase II cis-regulatory region sequence-specific DNA binding; protein binding. Bases 1 to 1956 code for a protein of 651 amino acids.
AUGGCGGCCGCGGCGGCGCUCUCGGGCGCGGGCGCCCCUCCCGCGGGCGGCGGGGCCGGGGGCGGCGGAUCCCCGCCGGGCGGCUGGGCCGUGGCGCGGCUCGAAGGCCGCGAGUUCGAGUACCUCAUGAAGAAGCGCUCGGUGACCAUCGGGCGCAACUCGUCGCAGGGCUCGGUAGAUGUGAGCAUGGGUCAUUCGAGCUUCAUCUCGCGGCGCCACCUGGAGAUCUUCACGCCCCCGGGCGGCGGCCAUAGCGCUGCCGCCCCGGAACCCGCGCAGCCCCGGCCGGACGCGGGCGGCGAUUUCUACCUGCGCUGCCUCGGCAAGAACGGCGUGUUCGUGGACGGGGUGUUCCAGCGGCGCGGGGCGCCGCCGCUGCAGCUGCCGCGCGUGUGUACUUUCAGGUUCCCGAGCACAAAUAUCAAGAUCACAUUUACAGCCUUGUCCAGUGAGAAGAGAGAGAAGCAAGAAGCCCCAGAGUCGCCCGUGAAGCCUGUGCAGCCCCACAUCUCACCCCUGACCAUCAACAUUCCAGACACUAUGGCCCACCUCAUCAGCCCCCUUCCCUCUCCCACGGGAACCAUCAGUGCUGCAAACUCCUGCCCAUCCAGUCCCCGGGGAGCAGGAUCUUCAGGGUACAAAGUGGGCCGUGUGAUACCAUCUGACCUCAAUUUAAUGGCUGACAGUUCACAGCCAGAAAAUGAAAAGGAAGCUUCAGGUGGAGACAGCCCAAAGGAUGACUCAAAGCCACCUUACUCCUAUGCACAGUUGAUAGUACAAGCAAUUACAAUGGCUCCUGAUAAGCAGCUCACCCUCAAUGGAAUUUAUACACACAUCACUAAAAACUAUCCAUACUACAGGACUGCAGACAAGGGCUGGCAGAAUUCAAUUCGCCACAAUCUCUCUCUGAACCGUUAUUUCAUCAAAGUGCCACGUUCCCAGGAAGAACCAGGCAAAGGCUCCUUCUGGAGGAUAGAUCCAGCCUCCGAGAGCAAGCUGGUAGAGCAGGCUUUUAGGAAGAGACGGCCUAGGGGCGUGCCUUGCUUUAGAACCCCCCUGGGACCGCUCUCCUCUAGGAGUGCCCCAGCUUCUCCCAACCAUGCGGGAGUGUUGUCUGCUCACUCCAGUGGCGCCCAGACCCCUGAGAGCCUGUCGAGGGAGGGCUCCCCUGCCCCCUUGGAGCCUGAGCCUGGCGCUUCACAGCCCAAACUUGCCGUCAUCCAGGAGGCGCGGUUUGCCCAGAGUGCACCAGGGUCACCUCUCUCCAGUCAGCCUGUCCUAAUCACUGUCCAGCGGCAGCUGCCCCCGGCCAUCAAGCCUGUCACCUACACUGUUGCAACCCCAGUGACCACACCCACCUCCCAGCCGCCUGUUGUGCAGACGGUCCAUGUUGUCCACCAGAUACCAGCAGUGUCAGUGACCAGUGUGGCUGGUCUGGCCCCAGCAAACACAUACACAGUUGCUGGACAAGCUGUGGUCACUCAGGCUGCGGUGCUGGCUCCUCCUAAGGCAGAACCACAAGAGAAUGGCGACCACAGAGAAGUCAAAGUGAAAGUAGAGCCUGUCCCUGCAAUUAGCCCAGCCACACUAGGCGCUGCUAGCCGAAUCAUCCAGACAUCCCAGGGUACCCCUGUGCAGACAGUGACCAUAGUACAACAGGCGCCUUUAGGUCAACACCAGCUUCCAAUAAAAACUGUAACGCAGAAUGGAACUCAUGUGGUACCAAUGCCUACAGCAGUGCACAGCCAGGUGAACAACGCAGUGGCGAGUCCUCUCCAUAUGUUGGCAACCCAUGCAUCAGCAUCGGCAUCCCUGCCCACAAAGCGCCAGAAUGGUGACCAGGCAGAACAGCCAGAGCUCAAGCGAAUUAAAGCAGAAGAUGGCGAGAGCAUUGUCAUUGCCCUGAGUGUGGAUGCGCCACCAGCAGCUAUGAGAGAAAAGGGGAUCCAGAACUAGCUGCUGGGAGACCUUUCCUUCAGACAUCAACUUUGUGGUGCCAAAAGGAGAUGCUGCCUCUUCUGAAGCAGGGAGCGCAUCCUCAGUGGGUAAAGGGCCCUGCGGUUGGACUUCACCUCUUAGCACUGAAAACAUGAACCCAGGUGGCCUUAAAACUCCUUAAUUUAAAGACAAGUUACACUUGAACAGACCCACAACAGCAACCCUGGUUCCAGAGGUGGUGUCUCCUACAGAGCACUCGCUGGGCUGUCAUCUGUGGGCUCAGCUUUUACUACAAGCAAGAACUCCAGGUCAUGAAGGACUGAGUCUCUUGUGCGGAUGCAGCACAUGCUGCCUGUGGCUCUCUGACAGAGCCACAGCCAUCGGCUGCCCUCAUAGGACCUGAAGGCUAGGGCUGAGAGACAAGACAGUAUUUUGUUGUCUACAUGUGGAAUUAGAAUACUUGGAGAUGUCCUUUCUUUACUAAAUAAUGGGGUCUUUGACAUUUCA